Messenger RNA from Rotaria sp. Silwood1, 1902 nucleotides. NCBI's taxonomy places the organism in Eukaryota, Metazoa, Rotifera, Eurotatoria, Philodinida, Philodinidae. The record is from the annotation of a GenBank genome assembly.
AUGAUUAAAUAUCUUCGUGAAAAAAUUAUUGGUCGUCCAGCAGUCUUUUCUCUAGCUGGCGAUAUACCAAUAGAUGAUCAUACGCUUCCUAUAAAAAAGACUAAUUCACAAGAUGGUUUAAAUGAUGUUGUAUUAUUAAGUACAACUUCAAAUGAUACAACAAAUCAGGUAGAAAAAUUUAAUGCCAUAAGUAAUAUUAUUAAUUCUGGACGUCGACCAAUACCAUCAUCAUCACCAAUUAUUAUUCCAAAAAAACCUCCUCGUUCGAAUGCAUCAUCACAUAGUUCUUCAUCGUAUACAUCGGUUGCUGAUCAAAUGUCUUCAUUUUUUGAAUCAUUCGUACAAACAGAUGAUGUACCAAAUUCAACAUUUCCAACAUUACCAUCAACAUGUCAACAAUUAGAACAUUCCGCAGCACGAGAUCGUAUUUCAGUGAAAAAUAAACGACGACAUCCAAUUAAACAAAAAUUAAGUACACUUCGAGAAACUGAUGAUAAUGAAAGUGAUUUAUUUUCAUCAAAAACUGAAGAUGAUGAAAUUCCACCACCUUUACCGCCGAAACAGCGUUAUUUACUCAAAAAUUCAUUUUCAUUACCGACUACAACAAGAACAAAUUCAACGACAAAAACAAAAAUGAAAAAGUUAAAUAGAAAUUUACCUAUAUCAUCAACACCAGAAGAGGAACAUUCAAUUAUUGCUACAACACGUAUAGAGCCAAAAAGACAACAACCAUUAAUUGAUCUAUCUGAUUUGGAUACAGCACGAGCACGUCUUCGUAUAUCAGUUCGUUCACGUGAUCGUUCAGCUGAUAAUAUACUUUUGGCAACAAAUUCUAAUCUAAAUAAUGAAACAUUAACAACAACAUCAUCAAAUAUUUCAACAUUUUCUAAUCCUAUUCAACGUUCUGUAAGUUUUAAACGUGUUCAAGAAAUUAAUGAUAUAAAAUUAAUUAAUCGAUCAAUAUUAAAACAAAAAAAAGAAGAAAAUAAUGAAAAUGUUUUAUUAACUAAUAAAUCUAUUGAAAAUAAUUCAAUAUUAAUUAAUAAUUCAAUACAAAAUGAAAAUAUUAAUGAACAAACAAAUAUUAAUAAUACUAAUUCAAUUAAAUCAAUAUCACAUUCAUCAUCACACGAACAUAUUUAUGAUAAUUUAGAUGUAUUUAAACGUCCGAAACCAAAUAUUAUUCUAUCAUCUAAUGAUGAUGAUGAUGAAUCAUUAUCAACAACAACAACAACAACAGCAGCUGUUGUUAAAACAAGAGAACAUCCAAUACAAACAACACGUUUAAGACCACUUACAAUGCAUGUUACAUCAAAUAAUGAUAAACAACUAACAAAUGAAUUUGAAAAUGUUUUUAAUCAAUUAAAAAAACGUGGUUCAAUUCGACGUGUUCGAACAAAUGAAGAAACAAUAUCGGAAUCUUUUCCAUCUGCAUCGAGUGAAGAAAUUCAUGUACCUCUAUCUCCAUCUAUAAAAUCUGAGAAUGAAUCAUUUGUAUCAACCAAUAAAAUAAUCGAACCAAUUCAUACACCACCACCAACACCAAAUCGACGUAAAACAGUUGUUGGUGUUCAUCUAUCAGCUAAUAAUAAAGUUGCUACUAAUGAUAAUAAGCCAACACCAUCAUGGGUUGAUAUAGCAAAACAAAAACAAAAUAAAUUUCAAUUGGUUUCGAAUGAAAAGAAACAUCAAGAUGAAUUUGAACAACAAUCAUCUAUUGAAUCACCAGUUCCAAUUAGAAAAUCGAUGCCAUCUGCUGAUACUCGAUCGAAUCGAAAAUCAAUGUUUGAACAAACUACAACACAAACAAAUACACAUCCUAUUGAACGAGAUUCAAUACGAGCAUUAAAAGCUGGCAAUCCGAAUCGUAUAAAUAAUUUAAUACAAUUUUUUGACAAAUAA